Molecule: messenger RNA, 3879 nt
Organism: Pieris napi
Lineage: Eukaryota; Metazoa; Arthropoda; Insecta; Lepidoptera; Pieridae
Exons: 36
Coding region: 133-3879 (1248 amino acids)
Source: RefSeq, a predicted model, not a curated record
AAACGCUGUCAACAUGUGUCAAAAUGUUUGAUCGGCUUGACAAAAUUUCUCGUAAAUAAAUCCGCAAAAAUUUCACAGUUGUUUUACUAAAUCUUACGUGUAGAAUGUAGGCUUUCAAACACACAGAAAAAGAUGAAUAUUCAUGACUCCCCAAAACUCUCCAAUUCAAAAGAAACAAAAAUUGCUUUUGGGCGGAUGACGUCACGAAGUAAGAUGACUAAAGAUCUAAAACAUAUAACGCAUGAGGAAAAGAGAGAAGAAAAGACAAAACCUGUAAAAAUACCAAUUAUAUAUCUCAAGAAAAAUAACGCACAAAGCAGCGGGCAUCUUGAUAUAGCAGGUGAACCAGCGACAAGUAGAAAAGCAAAGACCGCAACAAAGAAGCUCGAAUUACCAAAACCAGAAAAGCAACCCAGCAGAAUACCAAGGCGGAACAUAAGUUUCAUAAAGAAGAAGCCAUCUAAGGAUAUUGACCGCGUUUUCCUGCAAAACCAAAAUGUUCAGAGAGUACAAAUAUUUAAUUCGCCAGGUUUAAGAGAUGUGGAUGCGCCGGUUUCUGUUACUGCGACGAGGCCAAUUCCAACAUUAGGAAUCAUUUAUGGAAACUCAAUAUUCAGCAGUGAUGUUUACAAUGAUUAUUUCCUAGGAUCAAUAGAACAACACCGUGACCAGUUUCGCCCACAAGAAGGUGAAAUUGCCAAUAAUGCAUCGAGUGUAAGAAGCAGUUCAUCAAAAUCUGAAGAUGUGAGCCAAAUUCAAAGGGAGCAAUCGAAAAACACUGUUAUAAUAAAGAAUUUUUUUAAAACAACAAAUGAAAAUGUUAAAGAAUGGCUUUCGUCUGAACUGGAAAAACCUACAAGAGAUAAUGAAUCAGUUUCAGGUUACCAUUCAGUUAACUCUCCAAGGAAUUGUACUGACUCACCCCAAACAAGCUCCAAAGAAUCCAAAGCAGAUAUAAUAAGAAAAUAUUCGAUGCUGUUUAAGAAACGCCGCGAGCCAAAGAAGUCUGUCUCAACAGCUGAUAUAUCUAAGAAAAGUAGUACUGCAAAUUCAGUCAAAUCAAAGACUACAAAAAAAACUGACAACCGGGAAGUAAAAACAAAGAAUCCUUUACCUAAGAUGAACACUGAUAUUAAACCUCUGAAGCCCUCGAAUGUUGGUUUUUACGCAACAUUCAAGUUUCCGUCAACACCGAAUCCAACUAAUAAAAGAGAACAUGGCACCAGUGCAGGCCCAAGUGUGCCUUCGUAUGUUGAAUGUGCCUCGGAGGUUCUGCAGAAAACCACCAAUUUCGAAACAGAAGGACGAGACACACCCAGCACAUUGAAUGGCAAAGAAAAUCUGCCGAACUCAAGCCAGGUGCUAGAUGUUUUAAGCGAGAUAACUGAUCAGUUGGACUGGAGAUUACCAAGUUCCCAAUGCAGUACUAUCUUCAAAACCUCCAAGGAAUCUGAGACGACUGUCAGUACUUGGCACGGUCAGAGGGAAUUAUCAAGUGAUUAUUCCGCCUUUAAAUAUCCAGAUAAUUGCAGCUAUCACGAAUAUUUCUACCAUUAUUGUUGGCGGAAGGAAGUGAUUGGACGUGACAAUGAUCGGCGAAACCUUCGUGACUCGUAUGGGAGAUGCAAAAAGUGCCAUAAGUAUAGGAAUUAUCCUACCAAGAGAGAUAAAAUUUCUAGAAGAUUAGUGAAAUUGAAAAACCGAAUUGCACUAAGCCGCGUCUGCAAACAUCGCUUAAAUCGAGUGUGGAAGAAAACUACGCAGAGAUUUUCCGAUUGGUCUAAGUCAACUAAGUAUACUAAAUUUCGAAUGUUGCAUUACCUACAACGGUAUCAUUUCGAUAAUGCCGACGUUCAAACGACAAUGCUUGUCUAUCAUGAAACAGGUACUGACGCACGGGCGAUGGCUCAGAAAUCAGCAGCAAUUACUACGGAAAAUGUCCAAGUAGCUACACGGAAUGAAUUAGUUGGAUCGAAUACUUCCACUGUACCUAAGAAUAAUCACGUGAAUGUUGGACCUUCUAUAUUUCCAAUGGUUGUCGAGAAACAAAAACCACAAAUGAUAUCUGAAGCAAUAUCGGUUCAAAAAUCAAAAUUUUCAACGGAACCUAAACUUCGGGGAAGUGAACUUAUGAAAAACUCUAAAUAUAUUGAAACUGAAGGGGCCUGCCUUAAAAGUACGUCUACAAAUUUAGAAUGUACAUUGAUUCAAAAAGUAGAUCAGUGUUCAGAUACAAUGUGUUUGCCGACAAGUACUGUCAGCGCACUGGUUUUUAAAAACGAAAUCCCGCGUCAAAUUUAUCCGCCGAAUAUGAUGAUCACAUGUCAUAAUGCAGCCACCGAAAUUACAUUUAAACCGACGAUAGAAGCUCCUCCAAUUAACUCAUCGAAUAUUUGCCAAUGUAAUCUGCCAAGAGCAAACAACUCUUCAAAUACAGCUGGAGAAAUAAAAUGCAGUCCGACGAAAGUGCCUCAGGCUUAUUGCGAUUGCAGCCUUUCAACAAAUACAGAUUUGAAAAAUACAUACAGCAAUAUAGGUACAGACAUGAUCAUAAAUACUCUACCAAUUUCUCCUACCGUUACCAUAAAGGCUGAGUCAAUGCUUCCCAGCGAUAACUCCAAAAGAAAUGAUUCCAUCCAGUUGAUCUCAAAUAAAGGUACAGACAUGAUCAUAAAUACUCUACCAAUUUCUCCUACCGUUACCAUAAAGGCUGAGUCAAUGCUUCCCAGUGAUAACUCCAAAAGAAAUGAUUCCAUCCAGUUAAUCUCAAAUAAAGGUACAGACAUGAUGAUAAACCCUCUACCGAUUUCUCCUACCGUUACCAUAAAAGCUGAAUCUAUGCUUCCGAGCGAAAACUCCAAAAGAAAUGAUUCCAUUCAGCUGAUCUCAAAUAAAGUUUCAGACAAAUCCAACUUAUUACGUGCAACAGCUACUUCUACUCAUUUCACUUUAAAGGACAAAAGUAAAAAUGAAUCAAAUGCGACGAUGGCAACACCAAAUUAUACAUCAAAUAUAAAAAUAUCUACGGGCACACUAACCACAGAAUCAAGCUUUCAAGAUACACCAAGUGUUAUUACUGAUACAUUAAUCCCUUGUAAACGUCUAGAGAAUAGAGGGUUGGCUAAACUAAAAACCCCUAAAGGAACAGUAUUGUCUUGUGCAGGAACGAAAAUAACUUCAGUGUCUUCAGUCAAUCUUCAAACCCGCUCCGCGUUCUGCAAACCAGCUAGUACUAUAAACACAGCAAUGACCACAAAUUUGGUUUCCACAAAAAAUACACAAUGCUUUACAGCGCCAUCUCUGUUCAGACGACGACAAAGGGAUACAUCUAUAGGUUUAGACGUGACAUGGGAGGAAAUGAAACACGACGGUUCGACUUCCACUAACGACAUUAGAGAUUUAAAAUGCGAUAUUGCGUUGUCCACGACAAAGUUGAUUGACACAGCGUCUUUCAAUUGCGGAGCCCAACUUUCUCAACGAAGUUUUAAUGAUGAUUUUCGCCCGACUACAUCAACGGUUUGCACCAAUACGGAAGUGGAAGUGACGGAACCUAUAGUGCUAUUGAACGCUUCUGUUUUAACAGAUCGAAGCAAAUAUACAACUGAAACGUGUGCACAAUACAGUAAUAAAGACAAGAAUGAUUCCUUAGAGUCCGAACGUAUAGGCCGCAGUCAACUGAUGUCUGUUCGUAUGCUUGGAGACUCUGUUUCCGAUAUGUCAACGCAAGCUCAACCCUUAUUAAUAGAUGCAGAGACCCGAACAAUGCCAAAGGGAAUAACUUCGGCCGCUGUUUUUACUUCACGCUUCGAAUUGGAUCGUAAUCCAAGAGAUUCUAAAGAAAACGCUAUAGUGAAAGAAGUUUUGGAAUCUGUCCAGUAG